Cicer arietinum (chickpea) is the source of this 2858-nucleotide messenger RNA. Its product is annotated as protein NPG1-like. The record is from RefSeq and is a predicted model, not a curated record. Lineage: Eukaryota; Viridiplantae; Streptophyta; Magnoliopsida; Fabales; Fabaceae. Gene Ontology annotation, molecular function: protein binding.
CAUUUUUUGCAGAUUCUGAGUAGUAGAUUUUGCGUUUGUGCUGUGAAAGCGGUUGACCUUAAACCACCCACAACUCUUGUUUCUAUUUGUCUUCUUCUUAUUUUCUCAAACAAAAGACAAAACACAAACAUAAACAAACAUAAAACAUAAAGGUAACUUCUUCGAUGCAAGUUUUGAUCAAAUGCUCAUAAAAAUGAAGGGUCCCUUAGAUCUUGUUUGAUUUCACUCUUGCGUCUCUCAACCAUUGCUCCGAGGCUACGUUGCUUUGUGCCAUUGAAGGGUCAAAAAAAGUGGAUUUUAAGUGAAAAGUGUGGUUGUGGGGUGUGUGCAGGCAGUGGGGAGAUGAAUCAUGGAAUCCAGUGACCAAGAGAGCGUGUCGUCGGUAAGAGAGGUUCAUGCAAAUGGAAGCCGCAUGGCUGCAUCAGAAGUUGAGGCAAAGCUUGAUGAAGGAAAUAUUCAAGAGGCAGAAUCGGCAUUGCGAGAAGGGUUGUCACUCAAUUUUGAGGAAGCAAGGGCUCUUCUUGGGAAGUUGGAGUAUCAGAGAGGUAAUGUAGAAGGUGCUCUCCGUGUCUUUGAUGGGAUUGAUCUCCAUGCUGCCAUCCAGCGGCUGCAACCCUCCUUUUCUGAAAAACCACCUGUCAAAAAAAGUCGCCCUCGCACAGAAUCACCUUCUUCGGUCUCUCAGCAUGCUGCUAGUUUGGUGCUUGAAGCCAUCUACUUAAAAGCCAAGUCUCAACAAAAACUCGGGAAAUUUGCUGAAGCUGCUAAUGACUGUAAACGUAUUCUUGACGCUGUUGAGAAGAUAUUUUAUCAGGGUAUACUUGAUUUUCAAGUGGACAGUAAAUUACAAGAGAUAGUGAGCCAUGCAGUAGAGCUCCUUCCAGAGCUUUGGAAACAAGGUGGUUACUACGACGAAGCAAUCUCUGCUUACAGACGUGCCCUUCUUAGUCAGUGGAACCUCGAUAAUGAUUGCUGUUCAAGAAUUCAGAAAUCGUUUGUUGUUUUUCUGCUGUACAGUGGUGUGGAGGCAAGUCCGCCUAGUUUAGCAGUUCAGAUCGAAGGUUCUUAUGUACCUAAAAAUAAUCUCGAAGAGGCGAUUCUGCUUUUAAUGGUUCUUAUAAGAAAGUUUUGUUUUGGUAAGAUAAAAUGGGAUCCUUCGAUCAUGGAACACCUAACUUUCGCGCUUUCUGUAUGUAGCCAAACUUCCGUUUUAGCAAAGCAAUUUGAAGACUUGGUACCUGGCGUAUACCAUCGUAUUGAUCGUUGGAAUUCUUUAGCUUUAUGUCAUUGUGGAGCUGGACAAAAUGUCAGUGCUUUGAAUCUGCUUAGGAAGUCCUUGCACAAACACGAACGACCGGAUGACCUUACAUCGUUAUUAUUAGCUGCUAAGAUAUGCAGCGAGGAUCCUUAUCUUGCUGCCGAGGGAGUGUGCCAUGCACAGAGGGCAAUCAUUAAUGCUCAUGGUCCAAACGAGCAUUUAAAAGGUGUUGCUCUUCGAAUGUUGGGACUUUGUCUUGGAAAGCAAGCUAAGGUUGCUUCCUCGGACUUCGAAAGGUCUCGCCUUCAGUCCAAGGCUCUCGAGUCGUUGGAGCAGGCAGUUAGAUUGGAGAGAAACAAUUCUGAUCUGAUUUUUGAGUUGGCUGUUCAAUAUGCCAAGCAUCGGAAUUUGGUCGCUGCUUUGCGCUCCGCACGGCAUUUCUUUCAUGAAACCGGCGGCUCUAUAGUGAAAUCUUGGAUAUUGCUUGCUCUGAUUUUGUCUGCGCAACAAAGAUUUUCGGAAGCUGAAGUGGUGACCGAUGCUGCUUUAGAUCAGAUUGCAAGAUGGGAGCAGGGGCCUCUGCUUAAGCUUAAAGCAAAGCUGAAAAUCUCCCAAUCAAAACCUAUGGAUGCUAUUGAAACUUAUCGCCACCUUCUUGCAUUGGUUCAAGCCCAGAGGAAAUCCUCUGGAUCUUUCCGAGUUGGUUCGAAGAUUGAAGAUGAUAAAGUGAAUGAAUUUGAUAUUUGGCACGGUUUGGCAAAUUUAUAUGCUAGCCUUUCUCAUUGGAAGGAUGCUGAAAUCUGUUUGCAAAAGGCCAAAGAGUUGAAGGAGUACUCUGCAGCAAUUUUGGCCACUGAAGGUAUUUUGUUCGAAGGACGUGGAAAAAAUCAAGAAGCUCUGAAUGCUACUAUUAAUGCAAUACUACUUGAACCAAACCAUGUUCCUAGCAAAAUCUUAAUGAGUGCUUUGGUUCAGAAAAUGGGUUCAAAGGCUUUGUCUGCUGCAAGAAGCAUGCUCUCUGAUGCGCUUAGAAUCGAACCGACCAACCGCAUGGCUUGGUAUUACUUGGGAUUGGUUCACAAGCACGAUGGCCGAGUGGGUGAUGCUGCCGACUGCUUCCAGGCAGCUUCCAUGCUGGAAGAAUCCGAUCCCAUCGAAAGUUUCAGCACCAUACUUUGAAUAUUUUGGUUUCGGAAUGGUUAAUUCUGCAGCCUUCAGUGAGAUCGAUACCAUUUAUGAUUUUUAGAGGAACACAAUAGAAACAGUUUUUUGGAAAUAUUUUUCCUUUUUAAAAAAAAAAAAAGAAAAAAAGACCUGUCAUAACAAACUAGGCUCAAAGAAAAGGAAUUGAAACAUUAUUUAGGAAAUAAAGUGCUAAUGGAUGAGUUGUAAAGAACUUCGACUGGCAGAGAUUUUAAUGUAGUUCAAUAGCUGCUCAGCCUUGUAAAUGUUUGUCGUGUAUUCAAUUAGAAUCUAUGUUGUGAGAAUAGAGAUUCAUUUUUCUUCAAAUAUGUGAUGUAGUUUUUUUGGCUAGAUCUACGAGGCUUUAAGGAAAAAUGCAUUUGAAGUGAGUUGAAUUAAAAUGCAAUCACAUUCACCA